Molecule: messenger RNA, 3376 nt
Organism: Eleginops maclovinus (Patagonian blennie)
Lineage: Eukaryota; Metazoa; Chordata; Actinopteri; Perciformes; Eleginopidae
Product: beta-1,3-galactosyltransferase 2
Exons: 2
Coding region: 252-1487 (411 amino acids)
Cellular component (GO): Golgi membrane
Molecular function (GO): N-acetyl-beta-D-glucosaminide beta-(1,3)-galactosyltransferase activity
Source: RefSeq, a predicted model, not a curated record
UACAUGAUAGCCCGAGGCACUGACUAGACAACUGGAGUAGCUCCCUCAGUAACAGAGAUGGCAGGAUCUGGGUUUAAUGUUUGGAGAUCCGAUUAUUAUGAUUUUUACUGCUCCUGACGUAACAGGGAUGACUAACACUUACCUGUUAGUACUUACUUGUAACUGAAUGCCUCGAAAAGUCAAGCCAUGAAUUUUUCAGUGUGAUGUUUCUUCUUCUACUUAUCUAAAAAAGGACGGCGGAGACACGUAUCAUGACAGUUGGACAAAGCCAGGUGAUGAUGGAUGAUGGGAAAGUGCCUGAAAGCAGGAGAUGGUGUUUUUCAAGGCGCCACUGCCUCUUCUUCCUCCUGGUGCUGACAGCAGUUUUGUUUUUCUACUUCACAGACAUAAAUCAAAUGGCAACUGACUGGAACCCAGUAAAGUUGUGGAUUCCAUUUAAAGAUCAUAGACAAACCUUUGGCUCUCUCAACAAUGGCACACUAUCUGAUCUGAGUAAAUUCAUAACUCACCCUAGCAUGACUGUCUUCCUUCAAACUGAAAACAUCACAGCAACAAACAUGGCAAACAGGACUGCCAUGACUACAAUAGCUUCAGUGGUGACUCAGCAGUUGGUACAAACUAUACCACCAUCACCCGUUCCUUAUAAAUCUCCGGGCCUGUACUUAGUGGAAUACCCGUAUCCGUACAGCUUCGUCAUAAACGAGCCAAUGACCUGUGAGCAGCAGAAGCCCUUCCUGGUUCUGAUGGUUCCUGUGGCGCCCCACAACAGGGCGCAUCGGCACAUCAUUCGCAACACUUGGGGAGGUGAAAGUCUGGUACUGGGCAAAGUGGUGAAGCUGUUCUUCCUGCUGGGCCUGCAAACUGGAGAGGGAGUUCAGCAGCUCCAGGAGCAGCUGCUGCAGGAGAGCAAAGAGCACCACGACCUGCUGCAGAGCGAUUUCCUGGACUGCUACAAGAACCUGACCAUCAAGACCAUGGUGAUGCUGGAGUGGCUGGACUCCCACUGCUCCAUCGCAUCGUACGCCAUGAAGAUUGAUUCUGACACGUUCCUGAAUGUGCCAAAACUAGUUGGAAUGUUGUCAAGUGCUCCAAAGACAAACUACAUGACGGGACUAGUGGCAGUUAAUGCAGCAGUUCUAAGAGAUCCACAAUCCAAGUGGUUUGUUCCUGUGGACAUUUACUCUCCGCAAAUGUACCCACAUUACGCUUUGGGUCUGGGCUAUGUUUUGUCUCUUGACCUCGCUAAAAAGCUUGUUUUGGCAUCCAAACAUGUUAAAGCUAUUUACAUUGAAGACGUGUAUUUGGGGUUGUGUAUGCAGCACUUGGGCAUCCCUCCAGUGGUACCCCCAAACUGGGAAUAUUUCCAAGUGUUUCCUGUGAAGUACAGUCGCUGUGCUUACUCCAGGCUGAUAGCCACCACCACAGAUAAAUACACUGAUCGUGUAAAGGAUUGGAAAGACUUUAAAAAUCCAGGUCCAUACUGCUGAUAUGUAAGAAGACAAGACGUGCAGCAAACACACAAUGCUGAGAAUAAAAUACAGAAGUUGCUGGGUAAUGAUUGCCAUUCUAUAUCCAGUAUAAAAAAAUAUUGGAGGAAAAACAUCUAAAUGGGUUAAACAACAUGUUUAUAUUAACAUUUUUUAAAUAAAUUUUGUGACUUAGGAAAGAUUAAGAGAAAGUGGCACUAAGUCAUGCAGGACAGCAUACCUCUCCGCCCUGAAUCGCAGGGCUGGUAAAUGUACAUGAAGGAAAAAAGACAUAUGUUUACUUAAAGCAUAGUAAUCUGAUAUGUGAGUAGUUUGCUUGAAGAAAUGAAGUAUGUUAGGUGUUUGGUUGUCACCAAAAACAUGUUACACCCUUAAAUAAAUACUGUAACAUCGGUAGAGCCACAACAAGGCUCUUUGCCAUUCAUCUAUCCAGCUGUUUUAUUUUAUAAACCUCAAAAAUGGUCCAAAGCACACGACAUGUUGACCACAUUUAGGAAUAUCCUGCAUUGUUGCUUAGCAGUGAAAGAAAUGCAAGCGGAAAAAUAUUCCUGUAAGGUUACUUGGCAGUUGCCUUAUUUGUUUGCAUAAUGUCAAGCUUUGGACUUUGGAGCGAUUAUCUUUGGGUGCAGCAGCUUCAGAUUGUAGAAAGUUUCUGGAGCAGGGGCUGAGAUGUUGUAGAUAUUCUGGGGGGCAAGGCCCACUCUAGGAUAUUUUUUUUAAAUUUCUCUAAGUUUCUGGAAAAAUAUUUCGUAACUGGCUAUAGAAGGUACUAGUUGAACUUCAAGUUAAAGAAGAAGUGGAGAAUUUGCACAAAAGUGAAGGAACUAUGAGGAACUAAAAGCUUUGAGGCUUUUGAGAAAACUAUUGAAACUUGGCCUCCUGUCAAAAUGUUGCUUAGGGUCCCAAGUUGGCCAGGGGCAGCCCUGCCCAGAAACCCCCCCCCCCCCCUUCUGUUUGGCCUUUGUUCUGGAAUAACCCCACCUCUUUCAGGGGGGCGCAUAAGAGUCAACAUUUUCUCUAAAGGUCCAUUUUAUUGCUUUAAUUUGGGACAUUGUUACAGCAUAUUGCAUAGCCACAUUUAUGCUCUUUAAUUACUGACUAGUUUAAGUACAAGUGUAGUCUUACGUUUGUUGCUAUAUCUUGAAACAUGGAUGUGAAUGCACUAGACAAACCGGGCCGUUGAGUAGAAAGAAAAGACUCCCCUCUCCUGAGGGUGAAUGUUUACACAUCAGGUCUGAAUGGAAAGACAGGUUUAAGCCUGUCAAUGGUUGAUAAUGUGAUGAAGUUCAGAAAAAAAACAGGAAUGUGUCUUUCAUCAUUUCUAUUUUUUUUUUUCUGUCGCCCAUUUCUGUAGCGCUAUACAAAUAUUGCCCUUUACUUUACACAUUAUACAUGUUUCCAUGAGAAAUACAAAUACAUGAGUCAGAAUUUCUUCAGAAAGUCUCUGUGGUGGGUUGAAGACUUAAUCUGCCUGUUGUACCUAAAGCACUUUUAAAUAUUGGUAAUUGGGGAUAUAUAUAUAUAUAUAUAUAUAUAUAUAUAUAUAUAAUGUGAAAAAUGGUCUCUAUUGGUGACCACACUGUGAUAGUUUCUGCUGCAAUGUGUGACCUCGGUUCCUAUCAGUUCAACAACCAAGACAAAUAUAAUGUGUAUCUAAUGAAUGAAUAUGGAUUUCCUUGACUCCAGCUUACUUUGUGUACAGUUUAUAAUGCUCAGGUGAAACGUGACAUUUGUGACAGGGAAGAAACCCUCAGUGUUGUAAAAGUGUCUGUUUUACUCUCUGUUGUGGUGAGACCCCAUGUGGACAUGUUGGGAACUGCUACUGAAUAAUGACUUCAGUGUUUCUUUUUCUAUUCUUCAUGUGUGCGAAAUAAAUGGGUGAGAAAAUA